CCUCCCCCUUCAUCCCGUGUCACAAAGCCACAAAGAAGUUUAGCAGGUCCUCCAUGGCAGCCUCUCUGCCACUGUCAGCUGCCAUCGUUGGAGCCGAAGAGUCGGUUGACAAGGAGGUCUUGGAGAUGGAGUACCUCUUUGAGAAGUUUUUGAUGCCAAGUGACUUGUGCAGCAAUACUGAAUGGCUUGGGAUCCCAGAAGAACAUGUUAGGAAAUUUGGCAUGAUGUUGGAGGACAGGGACGGUUACUCCGUCAUUUUCUUUCAGGACGGUGUGGUGCCUGGGAAGUUGUGGUGCUUUAGGUACUGGAAAAGCAAUGGAGUCCAUGGCUUGACCAAGGGCUGGAGGUGCUUUGUUAGGGAGAAGGGCCUCAAAGCCGGAGACACCAUCUCCUUCUUCCGAGGAUCUGCAUGUGGCCGUCUCUUCAUCUGCUGCAGGUUAGGCACCCAUGCAACCUUUGCGUCAUCCUCCACCUUGCAUCAUGGCUUUUCUAUGCCCCCACCACCUGCCCGCCCGCUGGUGGGUCUUCAAUCUGGCAUGUUGGCAAGAGAUGUCCCAUCAUUAGGACAAGCUAGGUUGCAUGAUGGAAAUCAAGAUGGAGGCGGUGCACCAUCAAGACAUGUUCCAUCCUCAGGACGACGUGUGGAGGCACAGCUAUCACGUGUGUCGUCGCGCCGUCAACGCCGUACUAUGAAGCACUCGAUACCAGAGCCCACGAUAGAGACGCCACCAAUUCUUGAGUCGAUGUUCCUCAUAGCCGCACCACCGGCAGUGAAGUGCUUACGGCUUUUUGGCGUCAACAUCUAUGUGUUGCCUGUGUCCUCUAGUGGCCAGCCAAAACAAGAAUCCAGCCCAUAAUACCAGGCACCAUAAUUAUGGACACCCCAUUGAAGAGGAUCAGAGCGUGUUGGAGGCGACAAAUGUUCCUCAAUUGUAUCGUUUGGUUCUACAUCAUUCUUAGAUCAUUGUGGUUUCAAUUAUUGUAAUUCUUAGUUUGUUAUGAUUGGUUUUCUAUUGGCAAUUAUUGUCUUUUUGGCAGUUAUUUUAGCAUAAGAAAUUAUUUUGUACCAUCUUCAUUUAUUAAUUUCUUUUGUUU
This is a messenger RNA of Oryza sativa Japonica Group (Japanese rice), 1095 nucleotides long. The record is from RefSeq and is a predicted model, not a curated record. Lineage: Eukaryota; Viridiplantae; Streptophyta; Magnoliopsida; Poales; Poaceae.